This is a messenger RNA of Enterobius vermicularis (human pinworm), 1974 nucleotides long. The record is from the annotation of a GenBank genome assembly. Lineage: Eukaryota; Metazoa; Nematoda; Chromadorea; Rhabditida; Oxyuridae.
AUGAUGCGAAGUGCGGAGGAAAAGGGCAGGAACCAUGUUUUCUCGCAGGGAUCGAACUUUUACCGACGAAUGUUGCUCGACUCAGAUUCCGAAUCACUAUAUGUUGGGGCUGAAGGUUAUUUAUAUAAACUGAGUCUCUACAACAUAAACGACACUGUUACUGUCGGAUUGUUUGCGAAGUUUGAAUUAACGGUUUCUUCGACGGAUGAAAAAGAAUGCAGACAGAGCGGCCAUGAAGAUUGCUCCAAUGGUGUCAGGUUGAUUUUUCUAAAAAAUCAGAAGAAAUCAUUAUUGGUGUGCUCAUCAAAUGCAAUGAAACCACAGCUUCAUGAGCUUGACUCAUCAACGCUUUCCGAGUUAACAACGCCAGAAAAUGUCAUUGGCAUUUGUUCCCCGGAUCCAAAUAUUAAUGCUACUGCUGUCUUAGUGGAGUGGGGAAACCCCGAUGAUAUUCCUGCUGUUUACUCUGGUAUUCGUACGGGUUUUCCGUUGGAUAAUCACCUGAUAUAUCGUCCAUCGUUAGUAGUCAAUAAACGGGAACUAUACCCAUCUUUAAAAACUGUAUAUACAGACUCAAAAUGGCUGUAUGAACCGCAGUUCGUCGCAUCUUUUAGUACCAAAAACCACGUUUACUUCUUUUUUCGCGAAGUUUCAGUAGAGCACCAACCAUGCGGUCCAAUAAUUCUUUCGCGUGUCGCUAGAGUUUGUAAGAGAGAUGUUGGUGGUAAGAACGUUCUUCGUCAAGUGUGGACCAGUUUUGUCAAAGCACGCUUGAAUUGUUCAAUUCCUUCGCAGUACCCGCUAUAUUUUGAUCAAAUUCAAACAGUAUAUCGCGUUGACACUGAUUCGGAUGUGUAUUUCUACUCAACUUUAACCACAGCAGACGUUAUAUUUGGCGGUAGUGCUGUUUGUGCCUUCACUCUUAGUUCAAUUAAUCAGAUUUUUGAUGAAGGUUCCUAUCUUGAACAAAUGUGGGUUGGUAACUUCUGGACCACUACUGCAUCAGAGGCGGUACCCUCUUAUCGUCCAGGCACUUGUGCAAAGAAUUCAGCAGAAAUUUCUGAUGGGGAUUUAAAUUUUGCGAAAAAUCACUUACUGAUGGCUGAUGCUGUCUCUGCAGGAGGUCCUUUGUUCACUGUACCGCAGGAAUUGCUUACACAUAUUGUAGUUGACGUUUUGGAUUCGUUUCAUACAGUUUUUGCGUAUUCUCACAGUUGUUGUCGUUCCACGCUAAAAGUUCUUCUGAAGUUAGUGCCUUUCAGCGUAGGUAAAGUAUAUAAAAUUGUUAAAUGGCUGAAAAACGAACAAAUAAAGCCAAAAUUAGUGGCUUCUUAUAAACUAGAAAACACAUUGCCUGUGUUUGCUAUGGUUCUUUGGCCGAGUAAAUAUUUCUACUUAUCGAACAAGGACUCUGUGCUACAGUAUGAUGUCUCGCAGUGUGGUCAUUACCUCGCUUGUAAGCACUGUAUUGCCGACCCUUAUUGUGCUUGGAAUUUGGCGCGGAACUCCUGUUCGAAAAAGGAUUUGGAGAAAACAUUUGUUGUUGGUUGGGUAGUCGGACCAGCUCAAGAAAAGAAUGCCUGCCAAGAGGUAGUUACAAAGUCGGUUCUAAGGGUGUUUCCUGGAGAUAGUGUUCAUAUGCCGUGUGAUGUGGUCAGUGGUUUUUGGAAACAUAACGACCAUCCGUUGAAUUCAUGUGCAACGGGUCACUAUACAAAAGACGGAGGGUUAAUUUUGCUUUCUGUUUCCGUGAUUGACAGUGGUACUUAUGAGUGUUAUUCUGGUACAGAGCGAGUUGUUGCUUAUUUUGUGGAGGUUGAUGAUGCCAGUUGCCAGAGGCCCACAAGCUUAGCUCAGUUCCAGUCAUCAUAUAGAGAAUGGUGCAAGAAGCUGACUCUGUAUAAGUCCAACGUGACGAAGUGGCAGAAAUGGUACGAAAGAAACGGUCAGUGUUUGAACGAAGUACCUUUAUAG